CUAUGUGUGUUAUGAUCCCUUGUUGUCUGCCUACUCGUUGUGUUUCCCUGCACCGUUGGAUUUCUGUUUGGACAGCUUUUGUGUUUCUGGACUUUGCCAUCAGCCACUCAGUUUGAAGUGCACUGUGCAGGUGAAGCUGGAGUUGGGCCACAGAGCCCAGCUGAGGAAAAAAGUUACAUCAGAAGGAUAAGAAGUUACACCCACGACUGGAUGGUGUUUGUCCGAGGCCCAAAGACCGGCGAAAUCCAGCACUUUGUCGAGAAGGUUGUCUUCCGCCUGCAUGAGAGCUUCCCCAAACCCAAGAGAGUAUGCAAGGAGCCGCCGUACAAAGUGGAGGAGUCGGGCUACGCAGGCUUCCUCAUGCCUAUUGAGGUCUACUUCAAGAACAAGUGCACUGUGCAGGUGAAGCUGGAGUUGGGCCACAGAGCCCAGCUGAGAAAAAAAGUUACAUCAGAAGGCUUCACCCACGACUGGAUGGUGUUUGUCCGAGGCCCAGAGACCGGCGACAUCCAGCACUUUGUCGAGAAGGUUGUCUUCCGCCUGCAUGAGAGCUUCCCCAAACCCAAGAGAGUAUGCAAGGAGCCGCCGUACAAAGUGGAGGAGUCGGGCUACGCAGGCUUCCUCAUGCCUAUUGAGGUCUACUUCAAGAACAAGGAGGAGCCAAAAAAGGUGUGUUUCAACUACGACCUGUUCCUUAAUUUGGAGGGCAACCCACCAGUCAACCACCUGCGCUGUGAGAAGCUCACCUUCAACAACCCCACCAAAGAAUUCAGGAGAAAGCUGAUUAAAGCUGGAGGGGUAUUGGUGGUUCCAGAGGGGGCUGAAGCUGUGUCGAGACCCAGUCCAGACUACCCGAUGCUCCCCACCAUACCCCUCUCUGCCUUCUCAGACCCCAAGAAGACUAAGACCUCUCAUGUGUCAAAGGAACCCAGCAAAGAAGGAAGUGGAGGCAGCAGCAAAGGACCCAAACCGCACAAGCUGACCAAGGAGCACCGUGAACGGCCGCGAAAAGACUCUGAGAGCAAAGCCACGUCGAAAGGAGACAACGAAAGAGACGGAAGCAGUAAGAGUGGUCGCGAUCCUUCCUCUUCCUCGUCUUCAAAAAAGCCGUCAGAAAUCAAAGUGAAAGAUGAAGUUAAGGUCCUACCCAAGGCCGCCUUUAAGGAGCCUAAACUCACCCUGAAGGAGUCAAAAAUGGAGGGCAUGUCCCCCAAAGGAGGGGGGGCUGGGAGUGGAGGGGGGGGUGGGGGAGGAGGUGUGGGAGGUCCCACAGAGCCCAAAGCCCCGGGGAAACGACCCUCCACUGUUGAGUCUCCCAAACCCAGUGCGAAGAAGCAGAAGAAGGGCAGCUCAGAGGGGCCAAAGGGGCAGACGGGUGGGGCCUUCACAGGAACUUCUCCUCGUGUUUCCUCCUCAUCUGCAGCUAGCCAGCCCUACGCAGAGAAGAAACCUCCCAAGGAAAAAGGUCGCUGGGCCAAAGGAAAGAAUGACACGCAGGAGCCGAAGGAGCCCAAAAAACUUCCAGAGUCAGAAGAGUCGAAUUCAGAGGACGAAGCAUCUUCAAAGUCAGAGCAGUCGGCCCCUUCAAGUCCUUCCAACUCCAGUUCUAGCUCUGACUCCAGUUCAGAUUCGGACUUUGAGCCGGGACAGAAACAAGGGCAAGGCCCCCUUCGAUCCAUGGUGGAGGAGAUCCAGUCAGAAGAGUCAGAUGACGAUGACAGCAGCUCAGAGGAGGAGACGCCCAUAAAGACCAACCCCCCCAACCGCGACUCUCGACUCAGCCUGGACAGCGAGAGUGACAGCAGUGAUGGCUCGCACAGCCCCAGUCGAGACCCCGCCCCUCCCCCACAGAAACACAACUCCUCCAAUAACAAAGUUUCAGGCAGAAAGAGUCCAGACUCCUCAUUUCGCUCAGAGAAGGUGUUGAAGAAGGGAUACGACAAGGUAGGAAGGGCCUACACAGAAGAAUUGGUGGACCUCCAUCGCAGACUGAUGGCUUUAAGGGAGCGUAAUGUCCUACAGCAAAUUGUCAACCUCAUUGAGGAGACGGGCCACUUCAACGUGACCAACACCACCUUUGACUUUGACCUCUUUUCACUGGACGAAUCUACCGUCCGCAAACUACAGAGCUACCUGGAGGCGACGGCCACGUGACAGGAAGUGGAAACCGGUGUGGGGAAACCAGCGUGUAGAUGGCAGCAGCGGUGGAGGUAGACUCGCCACCAUGUCUCCUCUUUAAGGAAGGGGACGAGCAGCCACAUCUGUCGCAGCUGUCUCACAGGGCUGACUGAACCAUCGAACAACUACCACACGAACAAACACAAGCACACACGAAGACACCACCUUCAGGUGACACUGUGGAGGAAACUGAAGGAGGAGGUGUGGAGGGGAGGGUGGGAGUGGGAGAGGAGUAGCUCAACUCCGUCUACUGUCAGGAUUUUCACUACACAACCUUUUUUUUGGUCUUUUUUUUUUUAGUCUGUGCAGCGCUGUGGAAUGCACCCCACACCCCCUCCUUCACCCUGCACUCAUAUUGCUCCCGCCUUUGCAAAGCCAAUACUCUCCCUCCUCCCCCCUUCACACUCCUUACUCGGCAGAACACUCCAGUUCCCUUCCCCCCUGCUGUCAGCUGGAGCUCAUUUCUCUCCCGACAUACUCUUGAGUCGUUUGUGUGUUGACUGCAUGUGUGUUUGUGUGUGCAUUUGAGCGCUGCUGAGGUUUAAGAGGUGUUGUCUUUGUUGUUACUGACUUCUCUUUGUUCGUGAAGCUUGUGCACAAACAGCCGGUUUCGUUCCUUCCCCGUACACACACUGUAAACAAAUUCAGAUUCAGGUGACACUUUACUUCAACCCCUCCUCCAUUUAACAUUUUUAAAUAGUGUAGAAGCAUUGAAUAAAUGGUUUAUAACACACUAUAAUGUACUUGGAAGUAGAUAUAAGUGUUCUUUUUAUGUAUUUAUCAACAACUAGAACUCCUCCUGUUGGCACCCUUACGUGGAGGCUGGUUUAUAAACAGAUAAUGAAUAACAAUAUAGUAAAACACACUAGAUUAAGUUAUUAAUACUGUAAAUUAAUAAACACAAAAUAUCCUUAUAGCUACAUUAUAGUGGGUUAUAAACCAUUUGUUACAUGUUUACAGUGCUUUUAAAUGCUAAAUGGGGGGGGGGGGGGGUUAAAGUAAACUGGUACCCAGAUUCAUGCACAUGUUUGUCUCCCAGGUCCUUACACUCAACACUGUACAUGAAGACACUGAGGUGUGCGUGUGUGUGCGUGCGUGUGUGUGUGUGUGUGUGUGUGUGUGAGAGAGAGAGGCUGUUUGGAUGAGUUUUCUCUGUUGUCUGAACUUUUGAAAACACAUGUUCUGUUGAGUUUCCCCUCUACUUCCUCGCACUGAAAGCUGAGCCUUGACCUCCUACCAACAGCUCCCCCAUUCCCCACUGAAGCCCACUCACUCCAUCCCUCCUCUCCCUCCUCCUCCCUUAUUCCCAUAUUGGCGUGCAUGAAAGGGCUCGCCUGCUCACGGCCAGAGCAGUGGAGGCUCACUCUUGAAUUGCCUUCUAAGUGAUGGGUAGGGUCGGGUGGGGAUUUCAUAAAGCCGUGAAAAAGUAGCCAUACUUGUCUCCCAGAAUCCAAAAAUAAGAAAAAAUAGGGGCCACGCUUUUUUACAUUUUAUUUUUCUACAAGUGCAUUUUGUGUAUUUAUUCCCAGAUUGCGGUUACGAUAACCUGUGAGCUAUGAAUGUAUAUCGCUUUUACUUUUCUACGGCUAGCAACAGCCCCACUCUAGUGCCUUUUUCUGCGACUUGCAGUGUGAGGGGGGGUGUGCGCUCUGUUAGCCAUGGUCACACAGACUUGAACCCCCACCCCCCCGCCCCACCCCCCAAAUACCCCCCUUUGGGGAAACGAGUAUCCAGUAUUGUCUUAAUGGCUUCUAUCCCUGCUACUCCUUUUCCAGUGUCUUUGUAGGCUGUUGCCGUUUUAUCAGUGACGUUUCUGUUAAUCAAGCCCUCUCGAAAUUUUCAGACCACUAAUUUUCACUGAUGGUCAUGUUUUUAUGUUCUUGCUUUCUGAGAUUAGGUUCAGUGUUUUACAGAGGAAGUGUCAGGUGACUGUGUGGUAGUUGCUCACAUUAAUUAGCUCUAGUAACAGUUUCUUCAGGUGUGUUGUGUGUUUUGUGAGAGACGGUUGUUGUUGAAUAUGGUGGGCGUACCCUCUUCAAGCGGGUUGAAGUAUUUGAACUUAUGUGUGGUGGAGCGUUUGAUACCAAGUUACCAGGCACUUGAAGAGCUUCAACAAAGGCAGAAAAAUAAGCUAAACAAAACACUCUGUGUGUUUUCUUUCCCUAUAUAUUUGAAAUGUAUUUCUCAGGGGCCUGCAUCAGGAAGCAAGAUUUCAAGGGUUAGACAGAUAACUUAAACCCAGGCUGUGCGGUCUCACAAAGCUGGCUCAAUUUUACUUUAAGCAAUUUACAUCACUAAACCUAUGCUGCUUGGCAAACCUCCUUCAGAGAAUUUUCUGUUUAGAGGAUUAAAUCAAAACCUGUAAACGACUAGUAAUAAUGAGCACAAAGAACUGUAGAUUCACUUAGAAUUAUGUUCUAUAAACUGCAUCAGACAUUUAAGAAAUGGUUGUACCAGAAGCAGUUACCCAGUGUUUUUAAAAAUAAAUAUUUGUUUGCCUUUUAUUAGAGAUGACAGUAACAGGAGUGGUAACAGGAAAUGAGGGGAGGUAAGAGAGGGACAAUGACAUCCUGUUGUGUGUCAGCGUCAUAACCGUGAAGCCACAGGGGCGCCUGCAGUUGCCCACUUUUUAACAGUGCUUCUAGCAUGUAGCACAAGCAGGUUGGCCAUAGUUUGCGAUACUGAAGUUGCAUUUAAUUGCACUGCAAUUCUUUAAUAGGCUCAACAAAGUUUAUUUUGAAUUAUGCAUUACUGCAGCUCAGAAGAACAUGUAGACGAUGAUCAUAAGCAAAAAGAAAUACUCCCUAUUAAAUAUUAUAGCCACACACUGAAAAUUUGCUUCUAGCAUUAUAUUCACAGCAUCUAGCCACGUAAAAGGCGUUCUGCUAUACAGAGAUGAAGCAGUGCAAUUUCCACUGCUGAGCAUUACUCACCCACUGCAUUAUUUUUAAUGUCAGGACUGCAUUAUUACAAUUAUGUCAAAGCCACUUUCCAAAGGAAAUAAAGGUAGACUUAAAAUCGUCGUUUAAUAAUCAAUGAAACCCAUGUUUAGGGUUAGCUUACCGUAACCUUGUUCAGACUGUCAUUAUUUUUAUGUGCACAUUUACUCUCUUGCUCUUUGCAGCAGAAAUAGUGUUAUAUUUAACUGUCAGGUUCUGGAUUGCUCAGAAUGAUUAAUUUGAAAUAUUUGUUCAACAAGAAACAUAUAAGCAAAAUGUCAAUAAUCAACUUUUUCUCACUCUACAACAUGUUCAUGCACAGUUUGAGGAAGCCUUUAGAGCAAUACCCACUAUUAGAUAUAGCCUAUUACUUUUAGUAUUUGGUUAAUAUAAUAUAAUUAAUAGUUAAUAUGAUGUUUUCUAUUUCUUGUGAUCUUUUUAUAUCUUUUUAACUUGCUGCUGCACUGACAAAAAUUCCCCAGGGAGAUCAACAGUUUUAUCAUAUAAUAAAUUAAGGUACUGUUGAUGUGACGUGGCAUCUUUUUGUUACACUUCUUUAAUGUAAACAAACCCCAACACACUGGUAAAUUGUGGGUUAACAGAGCCAGGAGCCAGCGUUGUGAGACCAGCUCACCAGUGUUAGGUUUUGUGAAGCCAGAAAACCGAAGGAAAGCCAGACUGAGGUGAACUUAGUUCUUUAUUCAGGCCCCUGGUGUGUUAGUUCCUGUGGCCCCUCCAGGCUUCACACACACACACACCACCAGCCCACUAUGGGACAAACCUUCAAUGAGCCAUUGCCUCCCUGCCUCCCUCCCUCCCUCCCUCCCCUCCUCUUCUGUUCUUCCUCCCGACAGUGUUUUUAUUCUGACGCUUUGAAAGCUUUAAUACUUCGCUCUCCUUUUCUGUUGCCUGCCUGGCUCAGCGACCUGUACACACUCCCUCUGCCCUUAUUGUAAACGCCGCCUGAGCACGGAAAAUGUGUCUCCAAAAAAAAAGACAAGAAAAGAAAGAAAAACCAGGAUCCCUGCCGCCUUAUGUGCCCUGCAGUAACCCCCUCCUGCCCUCACCUCUUCCCCCUGUCCCACCCUCAUGUUCUCUAGGUGUGCCUCUGUCAACAGAACUUCAGGCCGUGAUUACUGAGAAUGAACUUUGAAACUGUGUGAGUGACGUUUGUGCAUCUGCGAGUGUGUUUGUCAGUGACAGGAGAGAUUUAAAAACCGACCUUCCUGUCCUCUUCUCUGUGCAUCGAUGUGGGAACUUUUAAGUCCUAGUUCAUGAACUCUGACCUUUGACCAGGCACUCAUUCAGUCCCUUGUUGUUGUGGUUGAGAGGGGAGGUUACGUGGGGAUUCGAGAGAUGCCCCACUGUCUACCCACAGUCAAUGUUUUAUUUAUGGACCUCUGCACUUUUGGCUGUGAUGACUUCAGUACUUAAGUAGUUACCUAAACUGUAUUUUUAAGGAUUUUAUACAAUAUUUACAUGCAAUACAAUAUGAAUUUUUUUUUCUUUGCCAACCAUUUUGUUUCUUAUUUAAUUGUUUUUAUUUUGGCAUGAUUUGUCACUAUUAUUCACAAACAUGCCUGUUGGAUCUAUUUUAGGCAAAAUGUUAUGGGGGAUGUUCCCUGUAUGUUUUUGUGUGUCAUGAUUCUGAUGACAGCUGAACACCAAGAAGCAGGUGUUGGAAAAUAUUUGCUGGAUGAGCUAAACUUCACCCUCUGCUUCCAGUAGGAAUAACUGGACCAGAACGGGGACAAGAGGAGUCCACACUUUGGUUCAGGGAACUGACUGUUGAGCUAAAAUGUUAAAUUUCUGUCAUGUCCAGUUAUGAUUUGGGUGUUUCUUUUCUACUCAUUCAUGGAAGUAUGUACCCAAAAGCCUAAUUGUGUUGUGUUAUGAUAACUUGAGCCUGAAGAAACACAUCAUAGGAAACAAUAGAGUUGUGAAGUGGGAUGGAGCUGUUUUGAGCGCUCCUGGUACCGGAAUAGCAUCAUUCAUUUUUCUAUAGGCGGUGUUUCGUGACUCACAGCUUGAGCACUUCUAGGAUCGGCAUGAAAACUGAUUUUACAAUCUGCCGCUUAAAUCAGUUCACUUUUAAUUUUUGAGUCCCUUUUGGAUGAAUUCCGCCACAUUGGCGCCGCGUUCUGUUAAUAACUGCAACAGUGAGUUGUUUUUAUUUCACUCAUGUUACCUGAUUGGUCCAUCUGUCCUUCUCCAUGGCAACUGCGGCUGAGGCUCAUGGGUAUUGUAGUAUUUAGAGCCGUCCGUUAUGCCAAAAUAACAAAUAAAACAUGAUUUCUCACAAACAAAGUUGAAUUGAUUUAAUCUGGUGGUUCUACUGUACACCUAUAUGAUUGUUACAUUAUCUGGUUCGAGUCCUGGGUGUCUAUGUUAAGCAAUAUUUAAGAUUAAAAACUGAAUGGUGAAAACCACUUCCGGAACCAGUGGCCCCUCCCACAUCACAACUCUGAGGAGGUCUGUGGGAGUGGAGCAUUUCAGCUGAGACUAUUAUAUAUAUAAUAUGUGUAUAAUACAGCAAAAGUAGAAUAUCUACUGUGUGGAUCUUUAGAGGAUGAGGACAAAGCGAAACUAUAGACCUUGCAAAUACAUGGAGGGGGGUGGGAGGGGGCAUGUGCAGACGGGAUAUUUCCUGUGUCCGUGGUCGUCAUAAUGUGUCUGUGACAAGGAGACAGGUUUGUCUGUAUUUAUAAAGGUUGGAUUUUUUUUAGCUGGGAUGUAAAAGAGGGAGGGUGGAGUCCAAAAUAUGUUCCAUAUAUGUGGUCCAAGCUCCAAACGAUGGGCAGAACAAAUGAACUGGAUGAUGAUGAUGAUGAUGAUGAUGAUGAACAAUUUGGUAUUUUUGAAAAUAAAAAAAACUUGGCAUUACAAUGCCACCAUGUGGCCAUAUGAUGCAAGUUGUUAACAAGGACAAAACAUGUUAUUUUAAUGUUAUUUUUUAUUUUGAAAUCAUAUUAUUAAUAAAGUCAUUAAGUACUGUUG
This is a messenger RNA of Micropterus salmoides (largemouth bass), 8114 nucleotides long. It is a transcript of the gene mllt1a, whose product is annotated as MLLT1 super elongation complex subunit a. Gene Ontology annotation, cellular component: super elongation complex. The record is from RefSeq and is a predicted model, not a curated record. Gene Ontology annotation, biological process: regulation of DNA-templated transcription. Lineage: Eukaryota; Metazoa; Chordata; Actinopteri; Centrarchiformes; Centrarchidae. Bases 211 to 2154 code for a protein of 647 amino acids. The transcript is spliced from 14 exons.